This is a messenger RNA of Nanorana parkeri, 1005 nucleotides long. RefSeq names its product C3a anaphylatoxin chemotactic receptor-like. The record is from RefSeq and is a predicted model, not a curated record. The transcript has a single exon. Gene Ontology annotation, biological process: positive regulation of cytosolic calcium ion concentration; inflammatory response; phospholipase C-activating G protein-coupled receptor signaling pathway. Gene Ontology annotation, molecular function: G protein-coupled receptor activity; complement component C5a receptor activity. Gene Ontology annotation, cellular component: plasma membrane. NCBI's taxonomy places the organism in Eukaryota, Metazoa, Chordata, Amphibia, Anura, Dicroglossidae. Bases 1 to 1005 code for a protein of 334 amino acids.
AUGUCGAAUGCAAACACCGAUCAGGCAUCAACCAUAGUUUCUAUCGAACUUGUAUUCGCCAUCCUAAUUAUGAUUAUCACGGCUCUUGUUGGCAUUCCAGGAAAUUUUCUGGUGCUUUGGAUUACCGGUGUAAAGGUGAAGAGGACACCGAUGAACAUUUGGUUUUGGAACCUUGCUCUGGCUGAUAUGACUUGUUGUCUAACCUUCCCAUUCUUCAUAGUCCAAUUCUUCUAUGACGAAUGGUUGUACGGACCUGCCCUCUGCAAAAUUAUACCGUCCACCAUUGUCUUCACCAUGUUUGCCAGCAUUUUCACCCUGGUGGCUAUAAGCAUUGACCGUUGUAUUCUGGUUAUCCAACCGGUGUGGGCCAAAAACCAUCGCACCCUACGAAUGGUCUGGAUAAUAUGCUUGGCUAUUUGGACGCUGUCCUUCUUGAUGUGCCUACCCGUUGUCCUUUACCGAACAACCUUCACAGAGAAAAACCUUACACAAUGUGGUUAUAGACAAAUGGACCUUCAGCACAGUAACGGAAGUGACAUUAAUGUGGAAACCUAUGUGAGCUUUCCAGAUAAGACAGUUACAUAUACGCGCAUUAUUUUUGGUUUUCUGAUACCUUUAUUAAUCAUCUCUGCCAGUUAUGCCAGGCUGGCUUCUAAAAUAAAACAGACCAGGUUUGUAAAGGUUGGCCGCAAAACUACCAAAGUGGUAAUUUGUAUUGUCAUAGCAUUUUGUGUGAGUUGGACUCCCUACCACAUAAUGGGCAUUAUCCUGCUGUACAGCAACAAGGAAAAUCCUGUGGUGACCAAUCUGGAUUAUCUCUCCCAAGUGUUGGCCUACUCCAAUAGUUGUAUCAACCCAAUCCUCUAUGUCUUCCUGGGUAAAGAUAUGAAGAGCAGGGUGCGACAGUCACUUCGGGAGCUCAUGGAAAAUGUAUUUACCGAAGAGCUGACAAAAAGUACUGAUCACAGAAGAGCAAAAUCACGACAGAAGAAAGCAUGCAAUUAG